AUGAUUUUACUUCAUCUCCCUAGAGCGAUAUCAAACAAAAAGGAGCAGAAUCGACCUUCACAAAGCGUCGCCUUACGCACAUUUCUCGGUGUCGUCCGCUGUCAUAAAAAUAUCUAUUCGACACCUCGAGCAAUGCUUCCUCCAGGAAAUUUUGUUUAUUACCUGAAAUUUGUAUUGUUCGCUGAAAGCAGCGAUAAAUCUCAUCGUUGA
This is a messenger RNA of Clunio marinus, 210 nucleotides long. The record is from the annotation of a GenBank genome assembly. NCBI's taxonomy places the organism in Eukaryota, Metazoa, Arthropoda, Insecta, Diptera, Chironomidae.